AAAAAAUUUAUAUUUAAAUUAGAAGGCUGCACGGUUUACAAGUGUACAGAAAUUUUACACUCAAGUUUGAAGUAAAAAAAAGUAUCAGAAUCAGAAUAGUUAAUAAUAUGAGGCGAAUAAUAUCAAUAUUAAUUAAUGUAUUGUCAAUGGUGAAUAGUGAGAGUGCCACUGAAGGUGAUAUAAAUCAAUUACAAUCAGCUCUUCAAGAAUCUGCGAACUAUAUGUCAAAGUAUGCAAAAAAUGAAGAUGUUACAAUUUGUAUUGGUGAACCACGAGCUGGAAAAAGUACAUUAGUUAAUUACUUAAUUGGAACAAAAUUAAAGGCUGUAAAUUAUAAUAAAUACGAUCCAAAUUUAAUAGAAAAAGAAGACGAAAAAUCUUUAGGUCCAAAUAUAGGUCAUGGAACACUAUCGACAACUACAAUUCCUACAAGAUGGGAAUCAAAAGUUUAUAAAGAUUUAAUUCUUUGGGAUGUUGCUGGAUUUGCUGACAAUAGAGGACCAAUUCAAGACAUCACUAACGCCUUCUAUAUCUAUCAAUUAAUAAGAUUUGUUAAAUCCGUAAAAAUUAUAUUAGUUGUUGAUGUUCUUGAUAUCCUUCAGGACAAUCCUGUAAAGUUUACAUCAGUAUUACGAGCUUUAGAAAAUUUAUUUGGAAUGGGAUUGAGAAAUUAUUAUUCAAGUAUGGCAGUCAUUUUUUCAAAAGGGGAAAAAACUGUUUUAAACUCAAUACCAUUGGACACGAAAUUUAUAACAGAAAAAUUGAAAUAUCAGUAUUUAUCCGAUAGUGGCUUGGCAAUGUCUAAAAUAACAAAAGGAUUCAUAGAAUAUUUAACAAAACAUACUAAUCAAAUUGGCUUAUUUAUGAGAGCUGACGCUAUAGGUGAAGUUACGUCUAAUAUCGACGUUAAUAUUUCUCAAGCUAUCAGCAAUUGUAAAAGUAUUCAAAAUAAAGAAUUGCUAAAUUUGCGUCCAAGUAUUUCCGAAAAUUCGAAGAUUUAUCUAAAUGAAUUUCGAGAAAAGUUGUCUUUAACAACGUCAUUUGAUAAAUUACAAAAGGAUAUAAGGAAUAUACUUAAGAAUAUCGCUUCUGAAAAGAAUUAUUAUUUUCGAAGACGUGAACUAAGAAGAUUGCAAGCACAAUUAUCUAUUUGGAAAGAUAAUGGUUUACUUAAUGAUUGCAAUUUACAAUUGAUUAUUAUUCGAAACAGUUAUGCCGAAAUUAGGAGAAUUAUUGGCACGACUAAUUUGUUGAAUACAGAGAAUCUAAUCGAAUUUCUUAAUGAAUUAUUAGGUUAUGGCACUAGUCUACAUCUUUGCAAUCACAAUGAAAAAUAAUUUAUAAGAAGCAUAUUUUUGAAUAGAAAUGUUAAAUA
Messenger RNA from Leptopilina heterotoma, 1375 nucleotides. RefSeq lists its product as uncharacterized. NCBI's taxonomy places the organism in Eukaryota, Metazoa, Arthropoda, Insecta, Hymenoptera, Figitidae. Bases 108 to 1337 code for a protein of 409 amino acids. The transcript has 2 exons. The record is from RefSeq and is a predicted model, not a curated record.